Molecule: messenger RNA, 1125 nt
Organism: Protopterus annectens (West African lungfish)
Lineage: Eukaryota; Metazoa; Chordata; Ceratodontiformes; Protopteridae
Product: histidine-rich protein PFHRP-II-like
Exons: 2
Coding region: 1-1125 (374 amino acids)
Source: RefSeq, a predicted model, not a curated record
AUGGUAGAGAGAGUAUUACAGGAGGAAGAAACUGAGAAGUUGGAAACGGAAGUAACAGUUGGUGAAGGGAAAAGACUGGAACAUGCCACAAAGCAGCAUGCCACCUAUCAGCAGCAUGCCACCCAGCAGCAUGCCAUAAAACAGCAUGGUAGCUAUCAGCAGCAUGCCACCCAGCAGCAUGCCACAAAGCAGCAUGCCAGCUAUCAGCAGCAUGCCAUCCAGCAGCAUGCCAUAAAACAGCAUGCUAGCUAUCAGCAACAUGCCAACUAUCAGCAGCAUGCCACCCAACAGCAUGCCAUAAAACAGCAUGCUAGCUAUCAGCAACAUGCUAGCUGUCAGCAGCAUUCCACCCAGCAGCAUGCCAGCUAUCAGCAGCAUGCCACCCAGCAGCAUGCCACAAAGCAGCAUGCCAGCUAUCAGCAGCAUGCCACCCAGCAGCAUGCCAUAAAACAGCAUGGUAGCUAUCAGCAGCAUGCCACCCAGCAGCAUGCCACAAAGCAGCAUGCCAGCUAUCAGCAGCAUGCCACCCAGCAGCAUGCCAUAAAACAGCAUGCUAGCUAUCAGCAACAUGCCAACUAUCAGCAGCAUGCCACCCAACAGCAUGCCAUAAAACAGCAUGCUAGCUUUCAGCAACAUGCUAGCUGUCAGCAGCAUUCCACCCAGCAGCAUGCCAGCUAUCAGCAGCAUGCCACCCAGCAGCAUGCCACAAAGCAGCAUGCCAGCUAUCAGCAGCAUGCCACCCAGCAGCAUGCCAUAAAACAGCAUGGUAGCUAUCAGCAGCAUGCCACCCAGCAGCAUGCCACAAAGCAGCAUGCCAGCUAUCAGCAGCAUGCCACCCAGCAGCAUCCCAUAAAAAAGCAUGCUAGCUAUCAGCAACAUGCCAACUAUCAGCAGCAUGCCACCCAACAGCAUGCCAUAAAACAGCAUGCUAGCUAUCAGCAACAUGCCAACUAUCAGCAGCAUGCCACCCAGCAGCAUGCCAUAAAACAGCAUGCUAGCUAUCAGCAACAUGCCAGCUAUCAGCAGCAUGCCACCCAGCAGCAUGCCAUAAAACAGUAUGCUAGCUUUCAGCUACAUGCCAACUAUCAGCAGCAUGACACCCAACAGCAUGCCAGCUGUCGGUAG